Messenger RNA from Paramacrobiotus metropolitanus, 2535 nucleotides. RefSeq lists its product as uncharacterized. NCBI's taxonomy places the organism in Eukaryota, Metazoa, Tardigrada, Eutardigrada, Parachela, Macrobiotidae. The record is from RefSeq and is a predicted model, not a curated record. Bases 1 to 2535 code for a protein of 844 amino acids. The transcript is spliced from 3 exons.
AUGACGAAUCCUCUACAAUGUCCGAAGUGUCAGACAGUCCUUACCAGUGCAAAUUACCUGGCGAACCAUCUCAAAAAGCCCCCCAAGUACUGCAAGCGGGCCGCAGAGCAACGGCUACGAUCCCAGCAAGCCAGGCGCAGUACCACCCCCACCACCCAACAGCGAGCCAGCCAAAAAGAUUUGCCAGCACGACUUGCUGAGCUACGCGAACUUGUCCAUCUACCAGAUCACAUCCCCAAAAGUGUACGCGUGAUUGUGGCCGAAGCAUUGAACAGCACCCUGGAAAACGUCGCUUCCAGCAACUCCAUCGAAGCAUGGACCGAUCUCCUCGUGUUCAGCUACGCAACUCUCGGGCAACCAAAAGCAGCUCCUGGUGAAAGAUCAGACAUGACUUACCCCAAUGUGAUACGUCAGAAUCUGCAGCAGAAAAACCCUCCAGAAGCCAAUCAGGGAGAACCACGCAGGCAGGCACAGCCUGCAACGGACCCUGAAGAUCCAGUGCGCCUCCGCAAGCGAGUUAGUCGCAAGCUUCAGGACGGAAAUGUAGCUGGCGCUGUACAGCAGCUGGUGAGUGAAGAGUCAGUGAUGCCGCCAUCCGAUGAUACCUAUUCGCAGUUACUCGGAAAACACCCCCAAAACCCGUCGAAUGUGCAACCGCCCUCGGGUGUUGCAACCCCACUGCCACCUCCCGUGACUCCCGCUGAAAUUUUGGAAGCUAUCCGCGCGUUCCCGAAUGGAUCGGCAGCAGGUCCAGACGGGAUGCGGCCGCAGUAUUUGAAAGAGCUGACAACAGUGAAGAACCAAGAAACUACCAAAAAAUUGUACAGUUCGUUGGCUGGUGUAACGAACAUCAUGCUAAGGGGUGAGGUACCCCUUGAAAUCGCAAAAAUUCUGUAUGGAGCGAAUCUGUUCGCCUUUAAAAAGAAAGACGGAGGUACUCGCCCUAUCGCUGUUGGUACGGCACUCAGACGGAUCAUGUCUCGUACCGUGUCUUUCCGAUCAUCACACCUGAACAGCGUCUUGCAACCUGUCCAACUGGGUUUCGCAACGAAAGGAGGCGCGGAGGCAGCAGUCCACGGCGCACGCUACUUCAUAGAAGACGCUAUAAACGGAGACAGACCGCAGGUUUUUCUUAAGCUGGACGUGAAAAAUGCCUUCAAUUCUCUCGACAGGAAUCGAAUUUUGGAAGCUACAGAAGAGUUUUUACCAGCAUACUCCCUGUACGUGCGCCAGUGCUACGGUGAACCGUCAGUACUGCUCCAUGGAGGCUACCAAAUUUCGUCGCAAGCGGGUAUACAGCAAGGCGAUCCCCUCGGCCCGCUACUGUACUGUCUAGCAACAAUCGGCCCACAUAAAAACCUCAAAUCGAAGUUGAAGGAAAGUUUCCUCGACGAUGACGCGCUUGGUGGGGACCCAGAUGACGUCUACGACGACCUGUGUUUUCUGAAGGAAGAGCUGGAAAUGCGCGGCCUGGCGUUGAAUAUCGCGAAAUGCGAAUUGGCUGUUGUGGGAGGCACCGAAGAUGAACGCCAGGCUGUUAUCACAGCCUUCCUCCAGUCUUUUCCCGAUCUCCAGUGCCCACAGUUGGGCGAGCUGCAGUACCUGGGCGCUCCACUCCACGAUGCUGCCGUGGCGGGGGCGCUUACCACAGCGACAGCACAAAUUGCCCGAAUUGUGCGGCGACUGAAAUUACUACCGGCUCAUCACGCCCUGUACCUACUGAAAUGCAGCAUGGGACCGAGAGGACUACUGACCGAAUUCGACGUAAUGAUUCGUGAAUGCCUUUCGGCAAUCACCAACGUGAACAUCACCGACGUGAACUGGGUGCAGGCAUCCCUUCCAGUUGCAGAAGGUGGUCUCGGUAUCCGGAGUAUUGAGAAGCUUGCUCUUCCGGCCUUCUUGGCCUCGGCUUACUCAGUGACCCGACUGGCAACCGAAAUAACCGACUUCGAUCCGGAAGUGUACUGCGGCACCGCCGAAGCUGAGUGGCAGCGUGUAACGGAAGCCGAUCUUCCAGCUGUGGAAGCCCGAAAAUUUCAGAAAAUGUGGGAUGAACCAGUCAUCCAAACUUCCGUGAAGAUGCUUUCUGAAAAGGCCCAGUCCGACAUUUCUAGCCAAGCACGGCUCCUGGGUGUUAGCACCAAGGACAACGGAGCAUGGCUGGAUGCACUUCCAACUGCAUCACUGGGAAAUCUCCUGAACGACUCUGCAUUAAGAAUCGCUGUUGGCCUGCGUCUUGGAACACCGAUCGUUACUCCGCACCGAUGCAUUUGCAGUGAAUGGGUGGACGCACGAGGCUACCACGGCUUGAGCUGUAAGAAAAGUCGGGGCCGGAAGUCACGACACAGCAGCUUAAACGCGACGCUCAAACGAGCCUUCGCCUCCGCCACCAUUGAGACUGAACUCGAGCCUUUGGGUAUAUCGCGAACCAACGGCAAACGCCCAGACGGAGUCACCUUAGUGCCAUGGGAACGAGGGGAGUUGGGUGUGCCGCCGGCGCAGCUUGUUGUGCAGCCGGGGCGGGUGGUGGAUUGA